AUGGCGCUAUCCACUGCUCUUCUCCUCUCCGUCGUCUCUCUCAUUCUCCUUCCCUCUCCUUCCUCCGCCAACGAGGGCAACAUCCUCGCCACCGGCGACGUCCUUCCCAAUGAUGCCCAGCUCUCCUACAACGAAGCCGCCUUUGUCAUGCAAAAUGACUGCAAUCUCGUGCUCUACAACAAGGCCGCUGGCUUCGAGUCUGACACAUCCGGCGCAGGCACCAAGUGCACCCUCACCCUCUCGGACCACGGCCAACUCGUCAUCAAAAACGGCAAUGGCAAACAAGUAUGGUCUUCUCCCGGCGGAAACAAGAAGGGCGAAUAUGUCGCCGUUCUUCGCCCCGAUGGUCAAGUCAACAUCUUCGGACCCCAGAUCUGGUCUACCCCUGCGCUGUCUUCUUCAUCCGCCACUGUCGAUGCUCAGCUGGAUGACAAACCGUUGGUUCGUAACGUGUUGUUCUCGACGCAGGUCCUGCAAGAGAACUCGAAGCUGGAGAGCAGAGACUACAGUUUUGAGAUAACAGGGGAUUGUAAUUUGGAGUUUAGAAAGGCGGCUGUGGGAGUGGUUUGGGACAGCAAGACGAAGGGUGAGGGACAGCAUUGCUUCGUCAGGCUGGACAAUCGCGGACGCCUUGCCGUUGUUAAUGACAGGUAUAAGGCUUUGUGGAUGAGCAAGCCGUCGGGAGGCGGGGGAGACUACGUUCUUGUUGUUCAGAUCAACGGGCAGGCAG
Phalaenopsis equestris is the source of this 730-nucleotide messenger RNA. RefSeq names its product mannose-specific lectin 2-like. The record is from RefSeq and is a predicted model, not a curated record. The annotation marks the transcript as partial. The transcript has a single exon. Lineage: Eukaryota; Viridiplantae; Streptophyta; Magnoliopsida; Asparagales; Orchidaceae.